Somion occarium is the source of this 920-nucleotide messenger RNA. The record is from the annotation of a GenBank genome assembly. Lineage: Eukaryota; Fungi; Basidiomycota; Agaricomycetes; Polyporales; Cerrenaceae.
GACCAGAGUUGCUAGACGAUGAUGACGGUCAGGAAAGACCUCCUUCAGUACUCCAGCUGGUAAUAUACAUCCUCUUUCCUUCAACUUCAAGCACCACUGGGACUCAAGAUGCGCUUCUCUGCUUACCUUGGUUCAGCACUCGCACUCUUUCCCACUGUUGCGCUCUCACUUACGAUCACUCCGUCUUUGCACUCGAUCUGUGACUCACCUUCCCUGGUGUCUGAGACUCAAAUCGGUGAAAACAAGGAUGUGACUGUUCAAGCCCUCAAAUGUGCAAACACCAUAACAACUGCUGCAGUCAACGAAGCUCGCAUUCGUGACCUCAGUUCGUUGGAGAAACGACAGGUCAAUGUUUGCACUACGGAUUGCACUAGGAACUGUUUCACUCCUUCUGGAGGAGGGCCUGACCCGAACGAAUGUCACGUUAUAUCUGACGCCCUUCUGUUCAACAGCGAGAACAUCGGUGACCUAUUCACUAUUCCGGCCGAUGCUGCUGUGGUCACGAUGCAGUUCCGUUCCUGCCUUACCUUCUUUGUCAACCAGGCUGGUGUAGACGAGCAAUUCUGUCGUGCAGACUGGGCCUCCAUCAUCGACAACGUCGCGUUCAAUUGUCAGGCUCCUCAGAACGCUCAUGGUGGAAAUUGCGUCCCUCAAGAUCAGAGAUGGUUCAUUCAGGUGCAGAACGUCAAUGCUUAAGAAGACGGUCAUACCUCGUUACAAACUAUCGGGAAUGUUCGUGGACGCUUGACAUUAUUCUUACAUAUUGUACGGACUCUAUUCUCUGAGCUUACUACGUACAUUUUACUAUCUUGAUAUGAUUACCCUCACUGUGGAUGGUGCUCGAGUUACUUGACGGAACAUCUGUACACUCGCUUCCUCCUGUUUUGGUAUCAUUGAGCAAACAAACCAUCAGUCAGCCA